Molecule: messenger RNA, 1389 nt
Organism: Seriola dumerili (greater amberjack)
Lineage: Eukaryota; Metazoa; Chordata; Actinopteri; Carangiformes; Carangidae
Product: zona pellucida sperm-binding protein 3-like
Exons: 8
Coding region: 1-1389 (462 amino acids)
Biological process (GO): positive regulation of acrosome reaction; binding of sperm to zona pellucida; egg coat formation
Cellular component (GO): extracellular matrix
Molecular function (GO): acrosin binding
Source: RefSeq, a predicted model, not a curated record
AUGGACCGAAACCUGCAAAGACCCUCUUCUUGGUGGAUUAUCGUCCUUAUCUCAGUUUCUACACUCGCAGAAAGCCGGUUAGUGUACAGCCGAGGCUCCAGCGCAGCAAACUCACGCACCCAGACCAGGACUCACGAUAACAUACAUCCCAGAGAGCCAGCGGUAAAACAGCAGCAAAGCGCAGAGUACAGUGUGCGACCUCGGCCUGUCGUGGUCAAGUGCCACCCGGACUCGAUGGAGGUCGUGGUGCAGGCCGACAUGUUUGAUACAGGCCUUCAGGUGGACGGUACACAUCUGCGCCUGGGCUCAGAUUCACUAGCUGAGGAGAGUGCAUGCAGAGCAUUCCCGUCAGGAGUCGCUGAAUUCACCAUCCGGACCAACCUGAUUGAUUGUGACACCAAACUCUCAUCGACAAAAGAGAAGAUUGUUUAUUCUAAUGUUCUGGUCUACUCACCGGAAGCUUCAUCUGAUGGCUUGCUUAGACUGGAUGGAGCAGCAAUUCCAGUUGAAUGCCAUUAUGAAAAGAAAUAUGCUGUGGAUAUCGUUUCUCUGCAUCCAACCUGGGUUCCUUUUGUCUCCAGGACCUCAGCUGAGGACCAAAUAGAUUUCAAUCUGCGACUCAUGACUGAUGACUGGCAGUUUGACAGGGGGUCUUAUUCAUACUUCUUGGGUGACCCCAUUCAUUUUGAAGUCUCUGCCGUCAUUGGUAACCACAUGCCCCUGCGAGUCUAUGUUGACUACUGUGUUGCCACAGCAACUCCUGAUGCGGAGACAACCUUAAGAUAUGACUUUAUUGAACAUUAUGGAUGUCUUACUGAUGCUUACCUGACAAACUCCAUGUCCCGCUUCUUACCAAGAGUUGCGGAGCACAAGCUGAGAUUUAAGCUAGAUGCCUUCAGGUUUCACCAGGAGCCCAGGAACCAGGUCUACAUAACCUGCUACAUGAAGGCUGUUCCGGUCACAUUAACUGUCAGCUCACAAAACAGGGCCUGCUCUUUAAUUGAGAACAGAUGGCGGUCAGUUGAUGGGAAUGACCAGGCAUGUAGAAGCUGCAAUAUAUCCCAUCAGGUUGAGGAGCCUCCCUCAACACAACCCCCUACAACUACCAUCAGCACCAAAGCCUGGUCCACCAUGAUUUCACAGGAAAGUUUAGUCCAGAGCGGAGAUGAGCAACAUCCAGCCAGAUAUAUCCGUUUCCGUCCAGGAAUGCAGCAGAGCCAACAAAACAAACCUUAUCAAUCUUCUGAUAGAUUAAUGAAGAGGGGAACAGACAAUAAAGCAGAGAAAACUAUGCAGCUGGGACCUCUUAUUGUCCUCCCAUCCAGCAAAUUUGUAACAACACCAACAGAUGCCAAAGUGGUGCUUUCACCAAAGAGCAACACCACCUGA